This is a messenger RNA of Pangasianodon hypophthalmus (striped catfish), 2292 nucleotides long. Its product is annotated as rho guanine nucleotide exchange factor 7. The record is from RefSeq and is a predicted model, not a curated record. NCBI's taxonomy places the organism in Eukaryota, Metazoa, Chordata, Actinopteri, Siluriformes, Pangasiidae. The transcript has 13 exons. The coding region runs from base 483 to 1595 and encodes 370 amino acids.
UCGAACUGACAGGAAGAAAGCAUGCACCACAUGGUUCUGUCAUAUACGUCUGCUUGUUUCUCUUCAGAAUUUGCCUACAUUCGUUUUGUCCAUUUUUGUUUGUGCAGAGAAAGGCUUUGAGGCAAAACCUAUCCCAAACCUUAUUCAUCCCUAUUUUCUAAGCUGUUUGCUGUUUGCUCCUUUCCCUUUGGCUGGUUGCAUAGCAGGGUGUGAGACAGGUUGUUGGGGUGUUUGGGGCACAGGGGCAGAUGGCUCUUGGUGUGUAGUGCAGUGGAAAAGCCACUGUGUGUGGAGGAGAGGAGUGGAAACAAAAGGAGAGAGAGGAUUCGGCAGACAUGGGAUGUUGCAGCGUGACCCCGAUAACCAAAGGAGUCGAUGAUGUGGGUCCAGACGAGAUCGAGCUUUUGGAGAUUGAAGGUGCAGGAUACUCCUACUCAGGCUGGCCAGAUCAUUGACAAAAUUGGUCCUUCAAAACCAACCAAAUGGAUAAGAAGAAAUUUUCCCGAAAAAUUCUUUCACAAAGGGUCUGGACUUUAGGAGAAAGUAAGCUGCAGAUUACCUUAAAGAAUGAGACAGAUGAACCUCCGCAACACUCUCCACCUGCCAGGAAUCUUACAAAAGAGAUAGGCUUGUGUGAGGGCUCAGAUCCAAUCUCUGCAAAAGAGUCUGCUCAGAAAAGGACCUCACAAGUUGUACUGUGGGGCCAGACUAAAGAUGAGCUACACCAAAAGCUGUACACACAUCUAAUACGAGACUGGGAGGGACGAGCGCCACACGCUUAUGGAGACAUCAUUUACUCUUCUCUAGUGUUCUUACACAAUGGCUACACAAAGGUUAUGACUGAAAGGUAUCUGGUUCUUUUUUCAUUUCAUUUAUUAAUCCUCGCCCUGGAUAACUCAACUCGUGACUUCAUCUAUGAGGGCGUACUUCCUCUGUCAGCAAUUGAGGUGAGAGUGAUUUCUCAGAAGGACCCCUGUACUCCACACAUGUUCGAGAUCAGUGGGCCCAUGGUGGACUCUAAGAUUUUCCUCUGUGCCAGUGCUACGGAGCAAAGGAUCUGGAUUGAGAACUUAGAGGACAGGAGAUGCAAGUCCCUCAGACAGCAGCUCAGCCCUUCUCACACUGCUCUCUCCUACCUGUUGCCAUGUGAUGAGGCCUGGAAGAGGGAGGAGCUGAAGCGGUACCUGCUGAGGUCUCCCAUAUUGCAGUGGGAGGGAUCCCCUAUCCAGCACAUGGGCCAACCUCUCUACCUCUCAUUGGUACACAUCAGCAAUACACAGAGACAGGGAUCUCAGGAGCGUCUCUUCGUGCUCUUUCCUCUGGACCUCCUUAUCCUGUCUGUUGACAGUCAGCGGCUCUGGGUCAAAUAUGAGGGUCGUCUGCCAAGGAAGAGUAUCAGAGCUUUGGAGAGAUCUGCCCGGUAUGGCAGACUUGAAUUCGAACUUACAGGAGAAUUGAUGGAAUCUCUGUUGGUCUCAUGCACUUAUGCAGAAGACUACCAGAGCUGGAUUUUCCAAUUACAAGAGCCUGAAAAGACACAAGCCUUUCCUAAUCACACACCUCCACCUCUCAUACCGAAGAAGCGCAGAAGCUGAAGUCACAAGGCAAAGGCAUGCAACGGUCAAUGCACAGGUUCCCAGAGGUUAACAUCUGUCCUGCACACUUAAUGUUUCCCUGCUCUAACACAAUUCAAUUAAUCAUCUAAUUAACUGCCCUUAACUGGGACUGUUAAAGCAGGUAAACACUAAAAUGUGUAGGGCAAGUUCUGCUCCAUGACCAGGCCUCUGAACCUGUGGUCUGCAGUAGUAAACUACAAAAAAAAAAGAAAAAAACUCAUUGCGUAAAAUUGCCUUUAAACAGGAUUAUGUUCUGUUUGCUAUGUACAGUUUCUGUCCAAUGAAAAUACUCUAGACAUGCAUGCAGCAGCUUGUACAGAUAUGCUUUUCAUCUAAAUCUAAUUAAAAUGUGUAGAUUCAAACAAGAUGCAUCAUUAGACCAGUCAUCUCUUGCAAAAUGCAUGCACAUGCCUUUACACAUGGAAGCCACAAACUUACCUGCUUUCUGAACAGCUUUGUUUUCUUAUAAAACCAUAAAUGCUUCUCUGAGACGUAAUAAAUUACUUUCAUCAGACGUGCAUUCCUGAGCUGCUGCAGUAGAUCUCUCUUAUCUUAUUAAGCUCAGCUCUUAUUCUGUAGCCGUCACUACUCUGAUUUAGAACAGUCACAAACUCAGAGAAACGAACUCCGGAGUUCUUGGUAUUGCUGUCACAAUAAAGCUAUUCAGUUUACCUCA